GAGUAUACAGUAUUUUCUGAUAAAUUCAAUCUAGUUUCGCCGUCAGCAGAGAUCAAUCUUGCCUUGCCUGUGUCUUAUACCAGCUGCUGUCCUUUGUGUGCCAAUCAGAAUCGCCAAAAGGACAAACGUUAUAAAAUUAGCCUUUUAUGGCGAAUGAAGUGUCAAUGAGAAUAGAAUUGCUGGUAGUCCUUUAAUUACUGCUAUGUUCAGGGGGAGUUCUUACAGUGAGGAAAAAGGGGAUAAAAGCGAAGUUUUUCCCUCUCUAUCUCCGAUUGCCCCUCCUUUUUUGGGGGCGUUAGCAAGGUUCGCAUUAAGAUGUAUCCCUUAUUCCAUGCCUUUUUGCUUUAGAUUAUAAGUCGCAGAGUUUCUCCUUGUAAACUGUCAAAUUUGAAUUUAUAUUGUUUGAAAUCUUUGUAGGAAAGGGGUGUAGAUUGAUUGACUCCAAAUGUGUUUUUUCGUUUGUUUAACCUUUAACUACCUCCCCCAACUCUCAUUUUCUACCUAACAAAUAACCUUGGAAUUGUAAAAUAAUAGGGUGUAUAUGUACGGAGUUCAUUAUUCAAAUCAUACAAGAAUCUGGGAAUAGCACACGACUCGUGGCGCUGCGUUUAACAUAUUCUUAGCCCGCGAUGAAAGAAGAAGCUGUGGACGAAAUGGCAGCCGAUAAAGACGAAUCUGAGAUCAAAGCACUAUGGGUAACCUUUGUUGGAACCUCUACGUUUCACGGGCUUCACUACCUGUUCGAUGCCUUGUCGCGACUCAGGAAAUUAGCAUGGGCUUUGCUGCUAUUGGCUGCCUUUACAGUCUUUGUAAGACAGAUCUUAUACGGCUACACAAAGUUGCAAAAACACGAAGUUUUCAUUACAACUGAGUUCAAACCAAACGUCGAGCUCACAUUUCCCGCCGUCACUGUCUGCAAUGUAAAUAUGAUGAAAAAAAGCCAUCUCCUGAAAACGGAAGCCCAGACCUAUCUAGACGGUACGGAUUGGCGCCAUCCUAACAUGAGACAACUGUACAAGGCGUAUAACAAGUCGUACAACCUGGAGAAAGCCGUGCAAGACUAUGGACAUGUGUACUCUGAUAUGAUCAAGAAAUGCCAAUUUAUUGGUCAAGCCUGCGACAAGGUCUUUGAAAUUCGUACAUUUAUUGAUGCCAAGAAUGGCCUCUGUCAUACAUUGAACUCGGGAAAAAAUAUGACAAUUUACAAAACAGGCGCAAGUUAUUCAUUAUCACUUCUGCUUGACGCCCAGCCCGAAGAGUACUAUGGUCGUUUUUCCAGAGAGGGCACUGGAUUCAUAAUAGUUAUUCACAACCAGUCCGUUUCUCCAAAUCCUGAAUACAAUGGCAUAACCGUGUCUCCUGGUUUCAAUACGCAGUUUAAGCUGGAAGAGAGACGGGUCAUGAGGCAGCCUUUUCCCUAUUCCUCUAAAUGCUCGUCAGAGGUAACUGACGGCUACAUUCUCACCCGGGAGAGAUGUUUGCUGCGCUGUAGGGUGGAGAAAUUAGCGGAAGAGCUUCAAUGUCGAGUCAUCGGAACACCUCCUGAAAUGUACCCAAAUAUGCGACUUUGCGGUGCCAAGGAGAUGGUCGAAAACAUCUCGCGUAUAAUGACUGAGUUAAAAGAGGAGAGAGACUGCAAAUGUUCUCCGCCUUGUGAUGUCACAACCUACGAUGCUCAAAUCUCCAGCACAUAUCACCCGUCCCAGUCCCAAUGGUCAUUUGUGAGUGACACCAUUAAGAACCAGUACAACAAAUACAACGCGACCAACAUUACACAGGCAAACCGAAUGUCUUUCCACGAAUGGUACAGAAAUCGAUUCGCUAGUCUCAACUUUUACUUUGGUUCUUUGGUAACGGAGAUAACAAGAGAAGUUCCUGCAUAUGAGUUCUGGGACUUUGCAAGUGACUUUGGCGGCAACAUGGGUUUGUUUCUCGGCUGCAGCGUUCUGACCCUCUGCGAAUUGUUCGAUGUCAUUAUUCUCACUAUUGUGAGAUGGUUUAAAAGAAAGACAAGGAUUAUGAAUGUAGCUGGUGCUGUAUCUUAAUGACACGUACGGAUCAGACCAGUUAUCGUCCAACAUUUCCUGAACUCUUGCAUGUAAAUAGAUCACCGUCCAACAUUGCCUAUACCCCUGCGUGUAAAUAGGGCAUCGUCCAACAUUUCCUGAGCCCCUGCGUGUAAAAUAGAUCAAUGUCCAACAUUGCCAGUACCCCUGCGUGUAUAAGGAGAUUCGUCUAAAACUUCCUGUACCUUUGCAUGUAAAAAGAGCAUCGUCCAACAUACCUUGUACCCCUGCGGGUAAA
Nematostella vectensis (starlet sea anemone) is the source of this 2304-nucleotide messenger RNA. RefSeq names its product acid-sensing ion channel 4-B. Gene Ontology annotation, biological process: sodium ion transmembrane transport. The transcript has 9 exons. NCBI's taxonomy places the organism in Eukaryota, Metazoa, Cnidaria, Anthozoa, Actiniaria, Edwardsiidae. The coding region runs from base 630 to 2045 and encodes 471 amino acids. Gene Ontology annotation, cellular component: membrane. The record is from RefSeq and is a predicted model, not a curated record. Gene Ontology annotation, molecular function: ligand-gated sodium channel activity.